AUGACUGUAGGUGGUAAUAACUGGAGCAUGUGGCUGCGAAUGUCACGGGUCCACCUCAGGCAGAUCACAAAGUCUCUUGACCGAACGCUAAUCGUGUUGAGCCAUGGGAAGUUCCCCCUUCGAUAUAAUCACAAUAUUUUUAAUACUUGGUGGAAGAGCCUGUUUGAUGCUUCUGUAGCCUUUAGAAGGGCAAACAGCUUUAAUGCGUCCCCUUUUACAAGGAGAGGAAUCACAAUAUUUGACCGCUUCAAGCCUGUCGCCAAUGUCAGCAAAUUUGCUACCUUGCCCAGGGUGCCCAAAGGUACCCCAAGGGGCUUAUUUACCAACUGGAAUAUGACGACAUCAAAGAAAUUACUAGGACAGAGAGCUUAUUCUACUUCUAGCAUCAAAUUUACCCAAGAAGCCGUGAAUAACAUGACUAUAUCCUUAAGGUGUUUUUUCAACUCAUUGGACGGAUUAGAUCAGUGCUCCCAAUCUAACCACUCCAAAGCUUUCCACAAUACGUCUAAUGUUACCUCUAAACAGAACUACGUUCAACCAGUUGCCUUUAAGAAACUAUCUCAAAAAGACAUAAAUUUCAUUCGCGAUUUAGAACUAUUUAAAUUAAUGAAGACUCAGAAUCAAGUUGUUGAUGAAACUAACGCAUACUUGGUGGAGAGAUCAGGUUCUUACAUUGAAUUCAUCGUUCCAGAAUUCAACCUUAAUGGGACAUCCUCUGCGCCUUUGUCUUUUUUGAAUCCUUCUUUACUAGGAGAUUUGGAUGAAAUAAUUACAAAUUACAAAAAUGAAUUAAAAUCAAUAUAUAGUAGCGUUGACAUGAUCUUACGGAAUUAUGGGUCAUUGCCGACAACUUUUCAUCGAAAUAAGAUCCGAAUACAUUUUCCAAACUCGACCGUGGUGGAGACAGAAAAACUAAUCGCAAGCCUAAAUAUCACUACAGGUAUUAUUUAUGCAGAUGCAUCUCCCGAUAUUAGUCUAGAAGGUGCAAAGUUGAAUGCUCUGGUCAAUGAUGAUAAGUCAACAGGUACGUGGACCUUUAUUGAUGAGCCCCCUUUUCCCGCUAGGAACGCUUUUUCACCUAUUUUAUCGGAGGCAUCUGAUGAUACUUAUGAAUUCGUCUAG
This is a messenger RNA of Saccharomyces paradoxus, 1122 nucleotides long. It is a transcript of the gene SPG5, whose product is annotated as Spg5p. The transcript has a single exon. Lineage: Eukaryota; Fungi; Ascomycota; Saccharomycetes; Saccharomycetales; Saccharomycetaceae. Bases 1 to 1122 code for a protein of 373 amino acids. Gene Ontology annotation, molecular function: proteasome binding. The record is from RefSeq and is a predicted model, not a curated record. Gene Ontology annotation, biological process: proteasome assembly.